AUGGGUGGGGAUCACGCUCUUCUAAUUGAUCUUCUUCUUCUGAAUCAGACUCGCAUGAACUGCAAUCAGAAUGUUCGGAUUCUGAUUCUCCAUCACUAUAAUCUUCAUCUUCACAACUGCAAUCUGAAUCCUCACAACUGCAUUCUGAAUCGUCACAACUGCAGUCUAAGCGUUCACAGCUACAUUCUGAUCCCUCAUCAAUUGAACCGUCUUCAGAAUCGGAAUCAUCAGACUUAG
This is a messenger RNA of Bursaphelenchus okinawaensis, 237 nucleotides long. The record is from the annotation of a GenBank genome assembly. NCBI's taxonomy places the organism in Eukaryota, Metazoa, Nematoda, Chromadorea, Rhabditida, Aphelenchoididae.